Thecamonas trahens ATCC 50062 is the source of this 1988-nucleotide messenger RNA. RefSeq lists its product as uncharacterized. Gene Ontology annotation, cellular component: ribosome. Gene Ontology annotation, molecular function: structural constituent of ribosome; RNA binding. The record is from RefSeq and is a predicted model, not a curated record. The transcript has 4 exons. Bases 1 to 1980 code for a protein of 659 amino acids. Gene Ontology annotation, biological process: translation. NCBI's taxonomy places the organism in Eukaryota, Apusomonadida, Apusomonadidae.
AUGGCCACUCCCGCGCCCGGUGGAAGUGGAGCAGCACCCGCACCUGCACCCGCAGCCGGACCGGUCGCCGCAGCCGCAGCCCCGGCUGCUGCCGGCGCCGCCGGCGGGAACUACAUGCAAGCCGCCGCGCCCAGCCUCCAGUAUUUCAAGCCGACGGCUGCACCAGCUGCCGCGCCUCCGGUCACCGCGGCCUACCCCGCAGCUCCGGCAGGAGGCCACACCGCGGUCGAGCCUGUCCAGCGCGGUGAGCCCGAGGCAUACUCAGCUGGCGUGGUCAAGACCUUUGUGGGCGGACUCUCCUACAACACGACCGACGAGUCGCUGGGAGCAUACUUUCGGUCGCGUGGAGCGAACGUUGCGGACGCGCUUGUGAUGUGUGACAAGACGACGGGCAAGUCGCGCGGAUUCGGGUUUGUCAUCUUUGCCGACCGGCCGUCUGCCGAGGCCAACCUUGGGCUCCACUCGGACGUUGACGGGCGACAGAUCGAAGUGAAGGAGGCUGUGGCGCGCGAGCACAUGCGGCGUGACGGGCGACCGCCUCCGCCGCGGCGUGGCGAGGCUGUGCGGGUCGACAACCCAGGAAAGAUCUACGUGGGUGGCCUGACGCCCGCUGUGACGCAGGGCGACCUGCAUGCCGCCUUUGCGCAGUACGGCAACAUUGACGAAACAGUGGUUAUUCCCCAGCAGAACGAUCCUAGCCGUGCCUAUGGGUUUGUGAUCUUUAGCGAUGGAGCGUCAGCCGCAGCGGCGCUGCAGGUAGGCACCCACAUGGUGAAUGGCAUCUCAGCCACGGUCCGGCCGUCGACCGGAGGGAGGCGCGGGCGUGAUCGCGAGGGAGGAGGGGGUGAUCGUUACGGCGGUGGUGGUGGCAGGGAUAGAGGUGGCUACGGCGGCGGCGGCUACGGCGGCGGCCGCGGCGGCUACGGUGCCCAGGGCGGCUAUGGUGCCCAGGGCGGCUAUGGUGCCCAGGGCGGCUAUGGUGCCCAGGGCGGCUAUGGUGCUCAGGGCGGCUACGCUGCACGCGGUGGCGCUCAGCGCACCGGCUACACUGGCUACGGCGCCCAGCCUGCUCAGCAGCCGGCCGCGCAGCCGGCUGCUACCGGCGCCGCCGGGUCGGGCCCGUACUACGGCUACGCCACAUACGAUGAGUACGCCAAGGCGUACGAGGCCUACUAUGGCGUCUCUCCGUACAACUACAACUACUCGCAGCAGCAGCAACAGCCGGCAGCCGCGGGUCAGCCUGCCGCGGCGCCGGCCUACGGUCAGCAGCAGCCGUACAGCGCUGCCGGAUACGGCCAGCAGGCCACGCAGCAGCCGCCGGCCGCCGGCGGAUAUGCAGCCUAUGGCCAGCAGCAGCAGCGUCAUCCACAGGCCGCCAGCGGCUGUCGCGGCGGUGGCAAGGGCGGGCGGAGCCGGCUCUCAGGCGGCCUCCGCGGGUUCCAGACGCGUCUGACGCGGGAACCGUACGAGGACACGGCAGCAGGCAAGGCUGCUGAUGCCGAGAGUGAGGACGAUAGCUUGUUUGAGGACGCCGAGUUCAAGUGGCAUGCCCUCGGCGGACGGGAGGCCGAGGACGCGGCAGCCAAGGGUCGCAUGCCUGCCGACCUCGAGGGAGAGUACCGCUUCGGUGUGACCGAGGAGCUUGUCGAGCCGUACAAGAACAACCCUGCCGUCAUGUCGGCCAUCUCAUACGCCACCGCCUCGCAGAUGGAGAUCAACCAGGCUCGGAUCCAGAAGGCCAUUGCCACCUGGGCCCGGGAUACCCGCGACACCGGCUCGCCCGAGGUUCAGAUCGCCGUCCUCAGUGAGAAGAUCAAGUACAUGACCACCCACAUGCAGAAGCACAAGAAGGACGUCCACUCGCGCAAGGGCCUCCAGGCCAUGCUCAACAAGCGCCGCAAGAUGCUCAAGUACCUCAAGCGCACCUCGCUCGUCCGCUACAAGAGCUGUGUCGAGGGCCUUGGCAUCCGCCACAUCUGAUCCUCCUC